AUGAGCCUCAACCCCCAGGAAGCACCCCGAGAGGAUGGAUCAAAGGGUACAUCCAAGCCAACUCUACAGUCAAUUCACCUUCCCUCAUCCUCACCCUUGGUCCAGGAUGCCCUCCCCGCGCAACCCUCCAUCCUGCGACGAACACAAAACAAACUUGCCGAGCCUAUCGUUGCCGCAUUCAUGGCAGGUGGCGUAGCUGGCGCCGUAUCUCGCACAAUCGUCUCACCAUUAGAACGUUUGAAAAUUUUACUUCAGGUCCAAAGCGUUGGCCGAGAAGAAUACAAAUUAUCUAUCUGGAAGGCUCUGGGGAAAAUGGGCCGCGAAGAAGGCUGGAGAGGAUUCAUGCGUGGAAACGGCGUGAACUGCAUUCGCAUUAUUCCUUAUUCGGCCGUUCAAUUUGGGAGUUAUAAUUUCUACAAGAGGUUCGCUGAGUCUCCCAAUGGUGACAUGUCUGCUUUCAGCCGUCUCGUGUGUGGUGGCAUCGCAGGUAUCACCUCUGUCACCGUGACAUACCCUCUCGACAUCGUCCGUACAAGACUCUCAAUCCAGUCAGCGUCAUUUGCCGAUCUUGGACCGCGAGAACAGUCUCAAAAAUUGCCUGGCAUGUGGACUACCAUGGUCACAAUUUAUAAGAAUGAAGGUGGCAUGACGGCGCUUUAUCGGGGUAUUGCCCCAACCGUUGCCGGUGUCGCUCCUUAUGUUGGUAUGAACUUCAUGACAUAUGAAGCUGUCCGCGAAUACCUAACUCCGGACGGGGAAAAGAAUCCUAGCCCAUGGCGAAAACUUUUGGCAGGUGCUAUUUCCGGGGCUGUGGCCCAAACUUGCACAUAUCCCUUUGAUGUUCUACGUCGACGCUUUCAAAUCAAUACCAUGUCCGGAAUGGGCUAUCAGUACAAAUCGAUCUUUGAUGCGAUACGUGUCAUCGUGACUGAGGAAGGAAUGCGUGGACUUUUCAAAGGCAUUGGUCCCAACCUUCUCAAGGUGGCACCCAGCAUGGCGAGCAGCUGGCUCAGUUUCGAAUUGACACGGGAUUUCCUGGCCGUACCGAGUCCAACUUCAACAAGGCUGUUCUCCGCCGUCUCUUCAUGUCGCGCAUCAACCGUCCCCCCCGUCUCGCUCUCGCGCAUUGCCGCCAACAUCUCCGAGGCCCAGAAGGGCAAGACCGUCGUUGUCAUCGGCACCAUCACCGACGACAACCGUCUCCUGAACGUCCCCAAGCUGUCCGUUGCUGCCCUGCGCUUCACCGCUACCGCUCGUGCCCGUAUCGAGAAGGCCGGUGGUGAGACCCUCACCCUGGACCAGCUUGCUCUGCGUGCCCCUACCGGUGCCAACACUCUGCUCCUCCGUGGCCCCAAGAACUCCCGUGAGGCUGUUAAGCACUUCGGUUUCGGCCCUCACUCUCACAAGAAGCCCUACGUCGCCAGCAAGGGUCGCAAGUUCGAGCGUGCCCGUGGCCGCAGACGCUCUCGCGGUUUCAAGGUCUAA
Penicillium waksmanii is the source of this 1485-nucleotide messenger RNA. RefSeq names its product putative mitochondrial carrier protein. NCBI's taxonomy places the organism in Eukaryota, Fungi, Ascomycota, Eurotiomycetes, Eurotiales, Aspergillaceae. Bases 1 to 1485 code for a protein of 494 amino acids. Gene Ontology annotation, biological process: transmembrane transport. The record is from RefSeq and is a predicted model, not a curated record. The transcript has 7 exons.